Molecule: messenger RNA, 903 nt
Organism: Parastagonospora nodorum SN15
Lineage: Eukaryota; Fungi; Ascomycota; Dothideomycetes; Pleosporales; Phaeosphaeriaceae
Exons: 2
Coding region: 1-903 (300 amino acids)
Source: RefSeq, a predicted model, not a curated record
AUGGCCGUCCCAGAUGCCUCGCCGGCUUUUCAAUUCCUAGUGUCCAGACGCAUCCCACCUGAGCUUGUCCUUAAAACCAUACAACAUCUACCAUUCGAAGACGGGAAGAGAAUUGCGAGCUUACGUUUGAUUCCCGGUAUCAAGGAUCUUGUCAAGACGUACGAGCACUCCAUCACCUCCUGGUUCAUGAAGAAAGAGCUGCGGCAUGCAUUAGUCGACUUCCCAUAUGGCGAGAAGUUUGGACUCAAAUGGCUCGCCGACUGCGUAUCAAGAUAUGAUGUAGUUGACGCAGUAAUGGACGAGUUGACAUGGCGGGAGAACUGCGUUGCAGUAGAGCCUCAUAAUGUCGCGGCGGUUAAUGCUGGGUUACUGUUGCUCUAUCGCCUCGCUUCGAUUCCCUUGUACCUCGCCCUUCAUCACGCUACUCUAACUGCACGCUACCACGGCCACGGGUGGAUCCACCAACGUACCUAUGGCCGCUUCAUGGACGCGAAUCAACUGUCUCUGCGCAACGAACUCGAGUUCUGUUUCGCUGAAGCCACUCUGUCCGUUGGGCCAGUUUUUCUAUAUGACAUGCUCGUCAAUCCCUCGGAUCCACAGGGCGAGAUCACAUUGUUGAACUUCUAUCAUGAGCACGGAACGCAUGAUUGGGAGUGGCCAUGUUGGGGUGUAGGCAAGGGCGAAUUCGAGCCACCGAGAACGCAAGGACCGCAAAGAGAGGACAAAGGGAGGAGUUUGUUCACGGGAAUGCUGGAGAGGAUGGCAGAGUUGGAGAAGUGCUCACUCGCAGAAGUCAGGUCGAGAAUAGAGGAGAAGACAGACGCCACCGAGCAUGACUUGGCAUUCUUGAGUCUUGAUGGGAAGGCGAAUGUGAUUCAGGGAUUGGAUGUGGAUUUUGAGUAG